AUGGCACUGCUAGGAUGCGGUGCUAAAUGUGUUAUUGCCGAAAGCUUCGCUUUUAUCUUUCAGCGUAACAUGCCAAACCUUGGACUCCUCGGCAUUACCAUGCCGGAGAAGUUAUUUCACGCGGCUGCCGAGGAUGGAGCGGAGAUCGAGAUUGACUUAAAUGAUAGCAUCAUUAAUAUGGAUGGAAGACCGUUCAGGUUCAGUCUCAGUCCAAUGGAGAGAGAGCUCUUUCAUCAUGGUGGUAUUGCGUCCGCCUUUGGAAAGUUUGGUAGUAACUUGUUUGAAGCGAUGACGGAGGGAAAGAGGUUGGGUGUAACGCCUCACCGUGGCAUUACAAAAGCCACUGAUGUACACCCCGAGUUGCAGUGGUAG
Molecule: messenger RNA, 372 nt
Organism: Aspergillus oryzae RIB40
Lineage: Eukaryota; Fungi; Ascomycota; Eurotiomycetes; Eurotiales; Aspergillaceae
Exons: 2
Coding region: 1-372 (123 amino acids)
Source: RefSeq, a predicted model, not a curated record